GUAACAGAAAGUAUGAUGUUCUUUCGGGAUACAAUUUUCUACGGCUUUCAGUGGCAUCGAUGUACUCUUAAACCUCUGGAUUAAUCUUGUUCAUUUAUGCCAAUUGAUGGUAAUCUAGGGUAAACUUGAGCCUGCUAAUAUAUUGUUAGCUUCGUCAAGGGCCGUUAAGUUUCAGUUUACUUGACACCAGUAACGUUGAUGUUGGAUCUCAGUGGCUUUCAUCGAUAUGUUUAACCGCAAUAAGACGCCGACCCCGCGGUCAGCUUACAGCCGCGAGCCGUACCCUCCGCCACGAGCACCCUGGGUUUAUGAAUCCAGCCAUGGACCGAAAGCUGCGAACAGCUUUAAUUUUCCAAACGUGGAGAUGUUGCCUCGUUACGAAUGGAAGCCUCAACCAUUCACCUCUGCAUACGUCCCUCCGCACAUCGCCAGUAUAACCAGUGGGCGAAAGAGGCGCCAUAAUGAGCACAGUACUUACGCUCUCAAACGCCAACGAGUUGAACCUUUGCUCCAGCUAUCGCCCGCCUCCCCUCUAAGAUUGGUUGCCAAUCCUCCCCCAGCAGCGGAGGAGACCUUAAGAUCUGGCAUCGUGGGUUUUGAUCACUUUAAUCCCAAUCCGCUCCAUCACCCGAACACAGAGGUGCUCACCGUCCCUGACAUAUCAUUGAGCAUUCAGAACUACAUCACGGACAAGCUGAGUGGUCAGAUGGUGGAGCUGUUCGAGGCUUGUCAGCAACAAUCUUCAGAUCUGGAGAGGAAAGAGGCGUGUCGAGCACGGCUACAAGAAGUCAUACAGGAAAUAUUUCCAGUGGCACGGCUUUACCUGACCGGAUCUUCGAUGAAUGGAUUGGGUUCCCGGAGCAGCGAUGCUGACCUUUGUCUUGUGAUUAAGGGAAAUAAACGUCCCAACCCAAUUGAUGUCCUCUCUCGACUCAAAAGGGCUUUCAGAUCCCUCCCAUAUAUUGAAAGGAUUCAGCUGAUAAGGGCUAAAGUCCCCAUCCUCAAGUUCAGAGAGAGAGGCAGUCACCUGGAGUUUGACCUGAAUGUCAACAACACAGUGGGCAUCCGAAACACAUUCCUCCUGAGAAGCUACGCUUACGCCGACGUCAGGGUUAGGCCCAUGAUUCUGGUCAUAAAGAAGUGGGCACGGCACAACCAGAUCAACGAUGCCAGCAAAGGAACGCUGAGCAGUUACACGCUGGCGCUGAUGGUCCUUCACUAUCUCCAGACUCUUAAAGAACCUGUCCUUCCUUCUCUUCAAAAGGCUCAUCCUGAGAGUUUUAAUCCCUUCAUGGACAUAGAUAUGGUUCCAGACGGACCCAAAAACAUUCCUCCCUACAUCUCAAGGAACCAGUCGUCUCUGGGCGAGCUGCUGCUGGGUUUUCUCAGAUAUUACGCUACAGUGUUCAGUUGGGAUAAACAAGUGAUCUCUGUGCGUGAGGCCACAACUUUACCCAAGACCAAUUCUCAAGAGUGGAGAAACAAGUUCAUAUGUGUGGAAGAGCCAUUUGAGAGGAACAAUGUUGCCAGAGCCGUCCAUGAGAAGAUGAAGUUUGAUGCCAUUAAAGUUCAGUUUGCAGAGUCAUACUGGAUCCUGCAUGCGAGGAAGGACCUGAACUCCAUCCUCCCUCUCAGAUCCAUCAUCAGUAAGGAGUCUGCGAGGCGAUGAGCUGACCGGCUUCUCCCCAGGAACAAUGAAAGACAUUGAGGUUAUACAGAGAAAGAGGCUUCAUCGGCUCCCAGCUGAAGAGGAUAUGAGGAAGAACUGAGUUGAUUUUGUUGGGCCUGAUCAAAAACGCUGUACCAUGUCUGAUGUAGUUGUCACUGACUAGAGGAUUUGAAGGCAACAUCCAUCCCCUACAGACGGUAAACCAGAGCAGGAUAACAAAGGAUCAGGUUGAAUAGCUGCUUCAUGGUCUUCUGUGCUUUUAUGGGUAGAAAUGAUAUCAUCUCCCAUCUAAGAAGGGCUUAAAUGGAACUGACAGCUUUAAGGUGUAAAAAUCUCUUCACCUCUGAGCUUAUCUUAUUGCAGCUUGUUUUUUUUUUGUGUUUUUUUCGGGUUCUCCACAGCACCCUUCCUGAAGAUGACAAUUUAUAUACAUUUGCGGUAUACAGACAGUUUUUAUAACAUGGGGACGUUGCGACCCUCAGUUCCAUUUUUAUAGGUCAACGUCGACAGCAUUGUGUUUCUUUUCUAGUGCCGCAUUAAAUUAAUGAUCCUCUGCCUUUUUUUCACUAUUUCUGACUCCUGUGCUCUUCUUUGAUGUUUGAGGCAAAACAAGCACAGCAGGCUGGAGUUUUAGCGUUCUCCAGAUGAUUGCUCCUCCUGUGUAUUAACUCUUCUCAGCUGUUGUCAGGGAUCAGCUGCUGACAACUAGAUUUAUUUUGGCAAAUAAUUCCUGCGUUAGAUUUCUAUCUUGCUUUCAGGUAUGUCAGAUGCAUAUUUCUUCCUCUUUACCUUUUUUUUUGUCUUCGGUUUUUCUAAGCUCUUUUUGUACAUUUUGUAGUCUAUAAAAUACUGUUUAUUUAAAAAUAAUUAAAUCUCUUCAGAUGUGUUUUUGUGACCCAAACAAUUGACUUUGUUGCUGUAAAUGCCAAAACACUGAUGAUAUUUGAACUACCGGUAUUAUUUUUCUAUUUGAUAAUUCUGUUUCUCAAAGAAUUUCUUAUAUUGUAAGUAAUGCUUGUAACAUUAUUUUGUCAUUUAUUUCUGAAAGGGGAAAUUUUAUAUAAUAAGUUCCUUACAAAUAGAGUGAAUAUUUCAAUUCACUCUCAUUUUGAUGUCUAGAUCAGAGAUAAUCAAAACGCAAAAUUCAUUUUCUCAGAAAAUUUGAAAAAACAAACACUAAAUCUUAUACUAGAAACUGAUGAUGUCACACCCUAUUAUGGUAACUAACUCCAUAUUCCUGAAAAGUUUCCUUAUCUUACUUGAAGCCUCCUGCUGACAAGCUACAUGUAGAUGUGCUAUUUUUUUCUCUUUCCAGGAGGAAUUGGCAUCUGCUCACACUGCUAAUGGUACCAAAAGCAGGUUGAAAAACCUCAGUGUUACUGUAAUUGUUUAGCAAAUUGUAUGACCUUAACCUAUUGAGAAUAUUUGGGAUGAGGGAUGCAGUAUUUAAAGCAAUAUACUCAGUGUAUAGA
This is a messenger RNA of Cyprinodon variegatus (sheepshead minnow), 3141 nucleotides long. RefSeq names its product PAP associated domain containing 4 (gene tent2). The record is from RefSeq and is a predicted model, not a curated record. Bases 227 to 1669 code for a protein of 480 amino acids. The transcript has 15 exons. Gene Ontology annotation, molecular function: poly(A) RNA polymerase activity. Gene Ontology annotation, cellular component: cytosol. Lineage: Eukaryota; Metazoa; Chordata; Actinopteri; Cyprinodontiformes; Cyprinodontidae.